Fundulus heteroclitus (mummichog) is the source of this 2464-nucleotide messenger RNA. Its product is annotated as potassium channel subfamily K member 13. Gene Ontology annotation, biological process: stabilization of membrane potential; potassium ion transmembrane transport. The coding region runs from base 237 to 1595 and encodes 452 amino acids. NCBI's taxonomy places the organism in Eukaryota, Metazoa, Chordata, Actinopteri, Cyprinodontiformes, Fundulidae. The record is from RefSeq and is a predicted model, not a curated record. The transcript is spliced from 3 exons. Gene Ontology annotation, cellular component: membrane. Gene Ontology annotation, molecular function: potassium ion leak channel activity.
CAUUAUUGUUCAGCAGACACAUGGAGGGAGCGCCCACUAACCAGCUGCGCUCUGGGAGCGGACUCUCGGCAUCCAGAUUCUUAUAAUGAAAUAAUCAACGCAAGUUCUCAGCACAUUCAUCCAAGACGUGCUCUUCAGAAAAAAAAAAAAGAGCCCCCGUGUCUCUCUGGCUAUGUUGACACAAAUGCAAGUAAAUUGCGUCUGAUUUGGGAGCACUGACAGGGGUGGAGAGGUGCAUGCUUCUGCAGUCGCGUCUCCGUGCAUCUGCCGUGCACAUGGCUCAGAGGAGGGCUGCAGGUGGCUGCUGCUGCUGCUGCUCCCGGGCUCCCCUCAACGAGGACAACGCUCGCUUCUGCCUGCUGGCCGGCCUGAUCUUCCUCUACCUGCUGUGCGGAGCGGCCAUCUUCUCGGCUCUGGAGCACCCCUUCGAGAUCCGUGCCCGGAUCCUUUGGAGGCAGCAGCUGGAGAACUUCACCAGGCGGUACAGGGUCAACCUGGGCGCCCUGCACACCCUGCUGCGGCAGUACGAGCAGGCGAACGGAGCCGGGAUCAGGGUGGACGCGCUGAGGCCGCGCUGGGACUUCUCUGGAGCCUUUUACUUCGUGGCCACUGUUGUCUCUACCAUUGGUUUUGGGAUGGCCACGCCAGCAACCAUAGCUGGAAAGAUAUUCCUCAUCUUCUAUGGCCUCAUCGGCUGUGCGGCCACCAUCCUCUUCUUUAACCUCUUCCUGGAAAGGAUCAUCACCAUGUUGGCGUACAUCAUGCGUUGGUGUCAUGAGCGGCGGCUGAGGUGCGGCGGAGCGGGCGUGAUGUCGAGCAGAGAGGAGUCGUCCGGCGAGGAGGACAGCCUGGAAGGCUGGAAACCGUCGGUCUAUUACGUGAUGCUGAUCCUGGGACUGGCGUCUGUCGUGAUCGCCUGCAGCGCCUCCACCCUCUACAGCUCCAUGGAGAACUGGAGCUACGUGGACUCCCUCUAUUUCUGCUUCGUGGCAUUCAGCACCAUCGGCUUCGGGGACCUGGUGAGCAGUCAGAGAGAGCGCUACGAAUCCCAAGGGGCCUACCGGCUCGGAAACUGCCUUUUCAUCCUGAUGGGAGUAUGUUGCAUCUACUCGCUGUUCAACGUCAUUUCUAUCAUCAUUAAGCAAACUCUCAACUGGAUCCUGGGUAAGCUGGUCUGCUCCGGGAAGCGCAAGCUCUGUUCCUGCCCCUGCCUUCGAAGCAAAAGCCAAAGCAAGAGGGCUCCGGCCGCACAGCGCCGCGUGAAACGCAACGCCGUGCAGCCCGUCUCCACCCAACGCCCCGUGGGCAGGCGGCACCACACGGAUGGCUCUGUGGAAACCGUGUGCGACAGCGAGACAGACGCUGGCGCAGGGGCAGAGGUGCACCUGGGCCGUCGGCUGUCCGGAGAGAUGAUCUCCGUCAACGAGUUCAUGGUGUCUAACAAGGUGUCCCUGGCGCUGCUGCAGAAGCAGCUGAGUGAAACCGCUCACCAAGGGCCGCGGCAGAGCUACGGGCACCAAAACGGGUUUUCUGGCGGGGUGGGGGCCCUGGGGAUUAUGAACAAUCGCCUUCAGGAAACCAGCGUGGACAGAUAGCAUCACUGUUUUGGGCUUUUUUUUUUAGACAAUCGUUAGUUUACCCACCUCUGUAUUGCGAAACCAAAUUACGUGAAUCCUGGCUGUCUCCGUCCCAAGCGCAGUAGAUUAACUCAACAGGGAAAACAAAAGACUUCCAUCGUGAACUCUGCCGAGCAAGUAAGUCAUCGUUUUCUUUGCAGAGGUGAUGGGGGGGGAAAAAAAGAGGAAAAUUCAGCUAAAAAAGACUUGUGACAAGGGGUCCGAUGUCCUUAAGUGACUGACUCAUACCAAAGCAAUCAGGCGGGAGAAGCGGUGAAGGACCACUUAAAGGAGGCUGCUGAUUUGAAGAAUGCUGCACAUGUUGCUGGACCUCGAAAAACCCGAUAGGGUUGUAUCAGGCUGCAGUGGUUAAUAAUCAGUGUACAGAAACGAUAUCGCCCUUCGCUUCUUAGAUAGUCGGUGCAUUCUGUAAAUCGCGUCAAAUGUGACCGACGUUUAAUAAAACGCAAAACCACAGAAACGUGAGGAAGCACCAAGAAAGAGACGUUUUAAUUUGUUGAUUGCUCACAGAGCACCCAUCCUAGAAGUCAUUUAAAUUCACAGUCAUCUUGAAGGAGAUCCAGGGCUUUCAGCAGAGAACAUCUAAUCAAGCGUGGCUCGUAAAGGACACUCCUAUGUCAAUAAGUGCCGCACAAGUAGUCACGCCAUCAUAUAAACACAGAGAGAAAGGCUUAGGCGAUCCAUGGCUGAGAGAUCCUUUACUAUGCAAGGACUAAAGUAUCCAUUUAUGGCAUGUAGCAUUCAUGUGAUGUGUUUUCAACAGACAUUUUAAUUUACAAGUCAAAACCUUUUUUUCUUAGAUUUGUUUUAAUAAAGGAACAUACAUU